AUGGCGAAAUUAACCCCAUAUAACGUUGGCAUCGGUGCCAUAGUGGCCAUUGGAACCUUUGGUUAUGGCUAUGGUUUCGGAGUAUUCAUCACCUCCAUCGGCCAGCCUGGAUUCUAUCUUGAUAUGAAGCUGGAUCUGACUUUGAUCAAUGUGCUGAUCCAGGAAUACAGUAUCCUAGGUGCGAUCAAUGCACUGUUCGCGGCUGGGGCUGCCUUUGGUGCCAUAUCACAGGCCUGGCUGGCUGAUCGAUUCGGACGGAAGAAGUCGUUGGCGAUGUCGGCAUUGUUGUCUUGCAUUGGAGCUGCCUGGACCGCAGGCUCGCCCUACAUUUCUAUGCUGUUGACCAUCAGGGUCAUCCACGGGUUUGGUCUGGGCAUGUUGAUUUGUCUCGUGCCGCUCUAUCUAACAGAGGUGUCUCCACCUCACUGUCGUGGUAUCAUCAGCGGCAUGACCGUCAUGGGAUUCGGAGUGGGAUAUUGCGUCGUCGCGUUUGUCUCAGUGGGGACAUAUUAUUCGACGAAUCCGACUCUCCAAUGGCGUCUACCGUUGGCACUAGCAGCUGUAGGCCCGCUGGGUCUACUGCUUGGGCUGCCAUUUGUUCCUGAAUCGCCUCGGUAUCUCUGCUGGGUUGGACAAGCCGAGGCCGCUCUCAAAGUCAUUGAACGUCUCCACAAUGACCCAAGCGACCUAAAUAACGCAGCGGCGUAUGCUGAGUUUGUGCAAAUCAAGGCACAGGUUGAAAUCGACAAAGAGCAAAAGUCAGGCUAUAUCACUAUGUUCACAAAGCCAUCGUGGAGACGCAGGUCCUUGCUUGUGGCAUUGGCUAACUCGAGGGCUCAGGUCAAUGGCAUAGCCAAUUAUCUCGUUGUUAUAUUUGCCGAUCUUGGCCUAACAGGCAUACUUCCACUUCUCCUAUAUGGCAUCUAUGCUGUGGUUGGAACGGCUGCUGCGAUUUAUGCUUGUUUUGUCAUGGACCGCUUUGGCCGGCGUCAGCUUUUCAUUAUCGGGUUUCCGGUGCUCGCGGUCAAUCUCAUCAUCGAGGCAUUGUUGCAGCGAGAAUAUCUUAACAGUGGUAAUAAGGCGGCCGGUGGAGCAGCCGUAGCCUUCAUCUUUUUGUUCAUUGUGCUCUACCAAUUCAUUGACGCGCCUUCAUUCGUGUGGUGCGCUGAGAUCUUCCCCACGAAUCUGCGCGCCAAAGGAAUUGGAUUGAGCAUGUUUGCAUAUUUUGUGGGCUUCAUCACCUUUUCAACGCCAGGUCCGAGAGCCUUUCGUGAAAUUAAGUGGGGCAUGUACCUGAUUUACAUGGGCUGCAGCAUCGUGUGUGGAGUGAUAGCAUUUUUCUACGUCCCUGAGACCAAAGGGCUGCCAAUCGAGGAGAUGGGGGUAUUGUUCAAUGACGGCGUUGCGUUACACAUGACAAGUGACGGACGAGGAAUUGUGGAGAAGCAAGAAGAUCAAGAGAUUGAACGGGUUGAGGUUGAGAGCAAGUUGAAGGACGAAUCUACAUGAAGAGUCGGCAAGAUUGAGGCAGAGAUGGAGAAGGCCUCAUGAGGCGCUUGUUGCGUUGGGAGAAAGGGACGUUUGGGGAGGCAAAUUGACGCUGGACGUUGAGUUGUUUUCACUUCCAGUCACCGUAUUGGAU
Exophiala mesophila is the source of this 1642-nucleotide messenger RNA. RefSeq lists its product as uncharacterized. The record is from RefSeq and is a predicted model, not a curated record. Gene Ontology annotation, cellular component: membrane. The transcript is spliced from 9 exons. Gene Ontology annotation, molecular function: carbohydrate:proton symporter activity. Gene Ontology annotation, biological process: transmembrane transport; carbohydrate transport. Bases 1 to 1509 code for a protein of 502 amino acids. Lineage: Eukaryota; Fungi; Ascomycota; Eurotiomycetes; Chaetothyriales; Herpotrichiellaceae.